This is a messenger RNA of Euleptes europaea (tarantolino), 1566 nucleotides long. RefSeq names its product DDB1 and CUL4 associated factor 4 (gene DCAF4). The coding region runs from base 1 to 1566 and encodes 521 amino acids. Lineage: Eukaryota; Metazoa; Chordata; Lepidosauria; Squamata; Sphaerodactylidae. Gene Ontology annotation, cellular component: Cul4-RING E3 ubiquitin ligase complex. The record is from RefSeq and is a predicted model, not a curated record. The transcript is spliced from 13 exons. Gene Ontology annotation, molecular function: protein binding.
AUGAAGAAAAACAGCUGGCGAGGAAGAGACAGUCAUGCACGGAGCAAUAGGAGGCAAAUUUACAAUCCCAGGCCAUACCGGAUACGCAAUCACUGGAGCCAUAUGGAAAGGCAUGAACAAGAAGAAUCGCAAAACUCACAGAAUUCCAGUACAAGCCAAACUGAAUAUCCAUCUACAUCUUCUGGCAUGUGCCAGAACAGUCCAGUGCCUGAAUUACCAGGAUUUUACUAUGAUCCUGAAAAGAACCGUUACUUCCGCUUGCUUCCUGGGCAUAACAACUGCAAUCCCCUCACCAAAGAAAGCAUUCAGCGUAGGGAGACAGAAUGUCAAAGACUGAAACUCUUAGAAGAGGAAGAGAAACACAUGAAGAAAACAUCCAGAUCUGGGCUGAACUCAUCAAUCAUCUUGCGUAAGAGGCAGUUAGGUUUGUUUAGCUCUCUUAGUUAUUGCAGGCUGAUCCAUGAAUUAAAGGUGAAUUGUAUGCAGAGAAGAAAAUUAGAAAUUGAAAGCCCAGAUUCCUCAAUUUCUGGAAGCAACAAUUUUAAACUGAUAGCGGCAGACACAGCCUGUGAGAGAAUAUUCACUGUGAAUGAUGUAGACCUUGGAGGAUGUAAAUAUGGAAUUGUGGACCUCAGUGGCUUGGGGAAAGAUUCUCUUACCGUGGAGAUGUACGACAAUCUGUACUUCACAAAUCGCAAGGUGAAUUCUGUGUGCUGGGCUUCACUAAGCCAUCCGGAUUCCCAUGUUUUGCUGUGUCUCAUGGGCGUCGCAGAAACUUUGGGUUGUGCUAGUCUACUUCCUGCCUACUUGUUCACCAGCUCUAACACAGGAGACCAACCUGGAAUGCUGUGCAGUUUCAAGAUCUCCACUGCCUGGUCCUGUGCUUGGUGUUUGAAUCCUCAGGCUGAUAACUGCUUUAGCACAGGUUUAACCCACCGAGUGCUUGUGACCAAUGCAAUGACAGGUCAUCGGCAGACAUUUGGCACUAGCAGCGAUGUCCUUGCACAGCAGUUUGCUAUCCAGACUCCAGUGCUAUAUAAUGGCUGUCGUUCAGGGGAGAUUUUCAGCAUUGACAUCCGUCAGCGCAGCCAUAAAGGGCAAGGUUGGAAAGCUGUCCGUCUCUUCCAUGAUUCGGCAAUCACAUCUGUUAACCUUCUGAAAACUGAGCAGUAUCUCAUGGCUGCAGAUAUGGCAGGACAGAUAAAACUGUGGGACCUGAGAAAACUAAGAUGCGUGAAAGAGUAUAGAGGCCAUCACAAUGAACAUGCCAUUCUCCCUUUGCAUGUAAAUGAGGAAGAAGGGCUUCUUACAGCAGUGGGUCAGGAUUGCUACACCAGAAUAUGGAGUCUUCAAGAUGCUCAUUUGCUCAGGACUAUCCCUUCUCCAUAUCCAUCGUCCAAGGACUCCAUCCCAAGCGUGGUGUUCUCAUCACAACUUGGAGGUACCCGAGGCGUUCCUGGCCUGCUCAUGGCUGUCAGACAAGAUCUCUAUUACUUCUCUUAUAAGACAGACGAUCCAUAUUGCCUACAUACCAAAGACUGUCAUUCCACUGUCCUUAGUGACUAA